UGUCAGAAACACUACUAGACGUAGUUAGCUCUGAGUCUGAGCUCCCCACUUCUUUUAUCAUGUGUAGCAAAAUGGUGCCUUUGACGUGGCUUAUUGUUAUAUUCUCUGCAACUCUUUUAUGCAACAAUUUAGCAGAAUUAACAUCACCUUCAUCUGGAACUCAUAAAAUCACACGUUUACCUGGCCAACCUCAUGUUAAUUUCCAGCAAUUUGCUGGUUAUAUUACUAUUGAUGAAAUUCAAAAAAGAUAUCUUUUUUACUAUUUUGUUGAAGCUGAAAUUAACCCUUCUUCUAAACCCCUUGUUCUUUGGCUCAAUGGAGGGCCUGGUUGUUCAUCUCUUGGAGCAGGAGCCUUCAGUGAACAUGGACCUUUUCGACCAAGUGAAAAUGGAAAUGUACUUGUGAAAAAUGAUUAUAGCUGGAAUAAAGAAGCAAACAUGUUAUAUCUUGAAUCACCAGCAGGAGUUGGGUUUUCUUAUUCUGUUAAUACAUCAUUUUAUGAUGGUGUCAAUGAUGAGAUUACAGCAAGAGAAAAUCUGGUAUUUCUUCAGAAUUGGCUUGCAAAAUUUCCAGAAUACAAGAAUAGGGAUCUUUUCGUUACUGGAGAGAGUUAUGGAGGGCAUUAUGUACCACAACUUGCUAAUCUCAUACUAAAAUCAAGUCUCAAGACAAAUUUGAAGGGAGUUGCUGUAGGAAAUCCACUGCUGGAGUUCAACACUGACUUCAAUUCAAGAACAGAUUAUCUUUGGUCUCAUGGACUAAUAUCAGAUGCAACUUAUGAACUCUCCCAAAAAAUCUGCAAUGUUUCACAAAUUCAAAGACAAUCACUAAAAGGAUUGCUCUCCUCUCCUUGUGCGCUAGUGAAUUCGCAUAUGUCUAAUGAGAUUGGCAAGUUUAUCGACUUCUACGAUGUUACACUCGACGUUUGUUAUCAUUCAGUUGUGAAGCAAGCUCAUGUUCUUAAUAAUCUUAACCAAAUGGAUGUGCAGAAAAUUGAUGUUUGUAUAGAUGAUGAAGCAACCAUAUACCUGAACAGAAAAGAUGUACAAAAGGCUAUGAAUGCACACCUUGUUGGGGUUACUCAAUGGGCUGUUUGUAACGACGUGUUGAACUAUCGCAAAGACGAUGUGGAGAUUCCUACUCUUCCAUUACUUGGCACCUUCGUAAAAAGUGGCGUUCGAGUUCUGGUUUAUAGCGGUGACCAAGAUUCAGCAAUACCCCUAACCGGAAGUAGGAGGAUGGUAGAUGGUCUAGCCAAGGAACUGGGACUCAAGACCUGUAUGUCGUACAGAACCUGGUUGUCUGAUAAACAGGUUGGUGGAUGGACACAGGUAUAUGGUGACAUACUUGCAUUUGCAACUAUAAGAGGAGCAGCCCAUGAAGCUCCAUAUUCACAACCUGCACGUUCUCUCGUGCUUUUUCGCUCUUUCUUGAACGGUUACACAUCCAGAUGUGAUGUCAAUUGCUCGAUGAUUUCAUAGAUUCUUCCAAAGACAGAAUUUCCAUCAGAAAUUAAACUACUGUUUUACUUACUAUCUACAUGAUGAUAUAGGAGUACUGUUGGGAAAAUAUGCUUCGGAGCUAGUGGUUUUGUACGUUUAGGAAGUUAUUAUCAGAGUAACUUAGGAUGUUUGGAAUAACCCCAAGUUGGUGGGUUGUUGUUGUGUUGUUAGUGGAUAUCA
Beta vulgaris subsp. vulgaris (sugar beet) is the source of this 1682-nucleotide messenger RNA. Its product is annotated as serine carboxypeptidase-like 45. NCBI's taxonomy places the organism in Eukaryota, Viridiplantae, Streptophyta, Magnoliopsida, Caryophyllales, Amaranthaceae. Gene Ontology annotation, biological process: proteolysis. Gene Ontology annotation, cellular component: vacuole. The record is from RefSeq and is a predicted model, not a curated record. The transcript has 10 exons. The coding region runs from base 60 to 1481 and encodes 473 amino acids. Gene Ontology annotation, molecular function: serine-type carboxypeptidase activity.